This is a messenger RNA of Microplitis mediator, 836 nucleotides long. Its product is annotated as regulation of nuclear pre-mRNA domain-containing protein 1A-like. The record is from RefSeq and is a predicted model, not a curated record. Lineage: Eukaryota; Metazoa; Arthropoda; Insecta; Hymenoptera; Braconidae. The transcript has 2 exons. Bases 185 to 607 code for a protein of 140 amino acids.
UCUUAAGUUGCAUUUCACACUUAGUAUCGACACGUCGGAGAGUUUGUUAGUUAAGUUACUGUAUAUUUUCUAUUACAGUGGCUGUAAGACUGUGUCUUAUAAAAACUAGUAAAUGUUUGAAAUUUUUUAAAAGUGUUUUUGUUUAUUUUCAAACGGGUUUUUUAAAAAUAAGACAUACAUAAAAAUGAAGUUAUUUUGCCAUUUUAACGAAGCCAAUUUACGAGAAAAAUUGAUAAAAAUGAACGCUUCUCAGGCGUCUAUUGAUGCGUUAUACAAGUAUAUUGUACACCAUAAACAAAAAACAAAAUUGAUUAUCGGUGUUUGGGGGAGUGAGAUGUACAAAGCGAGACCGUGUCAAAAAUUAUACUACAUGUUAUUGGCGAAUAAAAUAAUUCAAGAUGCAGAGCAAUGUGCUCCGGAACUUGUUGCUGCAUUUAAAAGAUGUCUGCUGCCGAUAUUUUACCAUUUGAAAAAUUCGAGAGAAGAUGAGUACUUUAGAAAUGGAAUAUCUGUGAUAUUGAGAGGCUGGGCUGCGAAAGGAAUUUGUGAUGAUGUCUUGAGUGCAUGUAAAGUUAUUUUUAAUGAUCUACAUAUCAGUGGACGAUAGAUAAUUUCUAUUUUUUUUACAUGCAUGAUUUUAUUAUUGAUGUGACUCAAUAAAUUUUUAAUUGACAAUUUAAUUUAAAUCGAACUCUUAAAUAACUGUACUAGUUUCUAAUGACUUUUUAUUUUUUCGAACAAAAAUUCACUCUUUUAAUAUUGGUAUUUAUAUUUAACAAUUUUAUAUUAAUGCAUAUUUAUUCACUAAAUGAAAGAAGCAAUGAAUGAUUGAAAAU